Messenger RNA from Amphiprion ocellaris (clown anemonefish), 10919 nucleotides. RefSeq lists its product as uncharacterized. Gene Ontology annotation, molecular function: calcium ion binding; cadherin binding. Gene Ontology annotation, cellular component: plasma membrane; adherens junction; catenin complex. Bases 512 to 5494 code for a protein of 1660 amino acids. NCBI's taxonomy places the organism in Eukaryota, Metazoa, Chordata, Actinopteri, Pomacentridae. Gene Ontology annotation, biological process: cell-cell junction assembly; homophilic cell-cell adhesion; calcium-dependent cell-cell adhesion. The transcript has 14 exons. The record is from RefSeq and is a predicted model, not a curated record.
ACAGGAAAAACGUGCCGACGGGUUUUCAAGAGUCACGUUAUUAUUGAAAGGGGUGAGAGAGAGGAGAGGAGAGAGAGGGGAGAGUGGAGAGAGAGGAGAGAGACGGCGCGAUAACAGCGUUUGUCCUUCUUGGAGUCAGUUUGGUGACCGGCUGACGGGCAAGACGAGCGACGGACGAAGAAACUUGAGACAAUCGUACCGAGAUCCGACAUUCAGAGGGUGUUCAACCCUCCGUGGGAAACUGAAUGAGACGGUUCGCGAGAGGAGCAGCGAAAAAGCAGCAGAGAGAGGCUUGGUGAGAUAGAGGAAGAUAUUAGGCAGCGUGAAAAAAAGAAGAGCGAAGCCGUGACUGACACCUGCCCUCCAGCUCAGUGUGAAGGGCACAGGAUGGGAAAGUGAGAGGAGGGGCAUGAAGAGAGGGAAAACAGAAGAGAGAAUGAAGACAACCGGAAAACAAGACCUGCCUCACAGCAAACCUUCCUCAAAUUAGGACAUCUCACCGCAAGACAAGAUGAUUACAAGAAAUCUGCUCCUAUUGGUUUCCCUUUGCCUGUGGGAGGGGUUUGUCAGAGGUGCCUCGGCCAGUAAGAUCGUACGGAGGAGGGGAGUGGGCGGAUCGCACAUGGUGAAGCUAGGGGAGAGCAGAACCGUCGACCAGUGGGAUGCGAGCGUGGAUUCGAAUGCGAUGCCUGUGGUGACUCUUAGAAACCUGAUUAGUCACGAGCAGGCGAGUGACUCUGGAUCUUUUUCUUACUCCAAGAUAUUACAGAAUCAUCCUGCUUCAUCAGUAGCUAACAAGGAGAGGCAAGCUUACAAGCCCAAGCGAGAGGUCGACUCUGUCAGUAAAAAAGAUGCUACUCCGCGCAUAUUAGCCAGUAACAAGGAGGUAAACCAGGAUGUGAGGAAAGUUAGAAACAGCACCAAGAAUGCUGAGACGUCCAAAACAGGGAGGUCUGAGAAAACAUUUGCAAUCCAUCACAAGCCAGAUCUACACUCCAACAAAACCAGGUUUAAAUCAGGCUCCAGAUCCAGGAGCAGACCUGAUUUGAGUGUCCACACUACGGGUGUGCCGGGAAAAGGUUUUAGCAUUGAUUCAAACCGUAAGCUGAACCUCACCGGCAGUUAUGGAGUGCUGAAGCUGCUGUCGAAGGAGAAUCUAGUCAGGAUUGUGAAUUCCCAAAUGCAGAGUGUUCCCAGCCUGAGCUUUCAGAGCAAGGGCAGCCGGAGCAGGAAGAGAGAUUUGAUUGACGUUAAUCACGGACAGUUAGAGGCUCAGAAAGUGCCGAGACAAGAUAUGGCCGUCACUCAGUCUCACGCUGGAUUUGAUAAUCAGACUGCAUUUCCUUAUGUGAGCCCAGUCACCACUCCAGAUCUUAAUCGGGACCACGGCGCCGACACUCGUAUUAAUCCGCUAAGUGAAGUCAAGCCAGCUUUAAGUAAAGGGCAGGACAACUUGGGAACACAGGGCUCAGAUAGUGACGAUAACAAGAGCAAACACCUCAUCCGUUUACUGUCAACGCCUCACAGCGAGGUCAGUCUGAGCCCCGAGAAGGAAGUAAUGAUCAGCCAAACAGAACCACCAUUUACAUUGACAAAACAUCUCCCUGCGUAUGUUCCCUCUGAAACAAAUGAAUCUCCUCCGUCUGUGCUGACAAUGCAACCCCUGGGAGUGAGGCAGGGGAACAGAGCAGCAGAUUCCCAUAGAGACCCAUUAACAGAGUCAGCUCACACUGCUCAAACAGAACUCAGCACAGCUCAGUACCCUGCAGAUGAAGACAACAAACUCGUCAACAGCAGUCAUGUCCUGAGGCUCCACCCUGCUCCCGAAUGGAACCACGGCACAAAAAAUGCUGAGAUGCAAGCUGUCGAUCCAGAAAAUGGAAAGGGCCUCGUGUUUGAGGAAGCGGAGUCGGAGGUGGAGGAGGAGGAGGAACGCAUGGAGGGGAAGGGGCCACGAUCUCGUAGCAGGAGGAGCUGGAUCUGGAACCAGUUCUUUGUGAUCGAAGAAUACGCCGGGCCUGAACCUGUGCUCAUCGGACGGCUCCACACUGACAUGGACAGGAAUGAUGGACGCACUAAGUAUGUCCUGCGAGGCGAGGGGGCGGGCUCGGUCUUCGUGAUAGACGAGAAAACAGGUAACAUCCACGUCACCAAGCCACUGGACCGCGAGGAGAAGGACGAGUACCGUCUCAUCGCCACGGCCACCGACAGGCAGACCGACCGAGCCCUGGAGCCCUCGUCACAGUUCAUAAUUCGGGUGCAGGACAUCAACGAUAACCCGCCUGUCUUUGAUGAAGGCCCCUACAGCGCCAUGGUGCCCGAGAUGGCAAAUAUAGGCACGUCUAUAAUCCAGGUGACAGCAACAGAUGCUGAUGACCCGACAUAUGGGAACAGCGCCAAGCUAGUGUACACACUGGUACAGGGCCAGCAGUACUUCUCUGUGGAUCCCCAGACAGGUAUUCUACGUACAGCUGUACCCGACAUGGACAGAGAAACCCAGGACCAGUACCUGGUGGUGCUGCAGGCCAAAGACAUGGGCGGCCACCUGGGAGGACUAUCUGGGACCACCACCGUCACUGUCAGGCUCACCGAUGUCAACGACAACCCUCCUCGCUUUACCCAGAGUAUGUGGUCCUUCUCCGUCUCCGAGUUGGCCAUCCCAGGCGCCGAAAUCGGGCGAAUCUCCGCGACUGACGCCGACUUGGGCGAGAACGCCAAGCUGGACUACACCAUCCUGGAGGGGGAGACGGGGGACACGUUCAACAUCACCGGAGUGAACCAAGAGGCCGUCAUCACGCUCAACAAGGCGGUAGACUACGAGAGCCGGAGCUCCUACUCCUUCUCUGUGGAAGUCCUUAACCCCAUAGUGGACCCUCGCUUCCUGCGUCGAGGCCCCUUUAAAGACAGGGCUUCGAUCCGAGUAGCAGUCCUGGAUGCCGAUGAGCCUCCGAGGUUCUCCCGGGCCCGAUACCACAUGGACGUUUCUGAGAACUGCCCGCCGGCCUGCACUGUUGGCCGUGUCAGCGCUGUGGACCCUGACACCGGUUUAACCAAUAAUAUCAGGUUCUCCAUUGAUCCUCAGUCGGACCCAGAGGCUCUUUUUCGUAUCACCCCAGACACCGGCCUCAUCACCACGGCCAUGGAGCUGGACCGGGAACGUGAGCACUGGCACAACAUUACAGUCAUCGCCACCCAGAGAGAUAAUCCCAGCCAGGUGUCCAGAGUUCUGAUUGCAAUAGAGACCUUAGAUCUGAAUGACAAUGCACCUGAGCUGGACAGACAGUACACCACUGCCAUGUGUGACUCAUCCUCCAUCGGGCAGGUGGUGCAGGUGUUGCGGGCGAUUGAUAGAGAUGAGGGAGGGAAUGACAGCACCGUGUAUUUCAGCAUCCCUCCAGAGUCCAGCGCUGCCCUCAACUUCAGCGUCAGGGACAGUGGUGGCCCCACAGCCAGCCUGGUGCUGCUGUCCCAGCUCCAGCCGCUGUCCCGAUCCCCAUCCUCCACCCUGACGCUCCACGUGCCGCUGGUCCUCAGGGACGGGACGUCCGGCCUCACCAGCACCGGGACGGUCACCGUGUCCGUCUGUCCCUGCCUGAGAGGAGGGGCAAGGGCCGGGGAGAAAGAGAAGGACAAGCAGACGGAGGGCGAGUGGGACUGGGAAAGAGAGGCGGUGUGUCUCCCUCAGCAGUCCACACUGCCUUCACCUGGACUCAGUACCGCCGCCCUGCUGGCUAUCCUGGCUUGUGUCGCUACACUACUGGCGGUGAGUGCCCUGUCAUUGUCGCUGCGCCGUCAGAAGCGUGACUCCCUGUCGCCACUGGAAGAGGACGACGUGCGCGAGAACAUCAUAACAUAUGACGACGAGGGCGGAGGCGAGGCCGACACGGCCGCCUUUGACAUCGCUGCCCUGCAGAGCGCUCCACACAGCUCCCGCUCACGUGGUUACCGCACUCUGGACAGCAGGAAUGUUCGCUACACCCAUCGUGGUCAAGAAAAAGCUCGCACCUACAGCUGGGCUCAGAAUCAGGGUGUGGAUCACAACUACUCAGGACCAGGAGGACCCCUUUAUGGUCGUCUCUGCUACAGCAGCCACACCUUACCGGUUCUACGCCGCACCCCAGGAGGAACAUUCGAGCCAGGCUUGGCAGAGCUGGCGUAUCGCUUCCCUGGGGGUCAGCCAGACCACUCCUUGGUCAUCCAGAACCAGGGAGCCAUGGUCGGGCCCAUGGAGUCUGGGGCGGUGUACAUAGCCCCCACAGACCCGAGCACAGGAAGCCGAACGGGGAGUCGCACGGGAAGUCGCGAUGGGACUGCGCCCCAAAGUGGGGUGAGCACGUCGGACGGAGGGACACCGAGAACCACCGACAGCCAGGAGAGAGGAGGAGGGACGGGAACUGCCAGCAACUGUACAGAGGGCAGCAGUGAGGACAAAGUCAACCACAGUCAAGAUGUGGACUGGCCCCGAACUGAAACCGCUCGUGCUCGCCUACGUUCCCUCCAGGUGCAGUCGGAGACUUUACCCAGGGAGCAUAACCUCGUCAUGACCCGAUCCGGCUCCAUGAUCGGCCAAGGUCACGGCGUGGGAGGCUGGGUGUGCGACUCGGCUACCCUCCCCUUGGCGGGACGCAGGGCCUCCCGAUCUGGUUUGUCCCCCAAACGCACAGGCUCCAGUGUGGCUGAAUCCGACUCCAGUGGAGGAGGAGGAGGAAGCGGAGGUGGAAAUGGAAAUGGUGGAACCUCCACAGAUGGACAACAGCAACCUGCAAGUGGACGCAACUAUGCCACAGUCCUGCAGGGCGAGGUGUCUGGACAGAGGGACUACCCUGGCACUCUAGGGAGAGGAGGACUGGAGAUGGGGAGCAAUUUUGUGGUGGCGAGGCCAGACAGGGAGAACGGAGGAAUAUCACUGGCCGGGACUCCGUCGAUGUACCCGGAAGCAGCUGGCUUUAUUGGGGACUGGCGUGAUCGAGUGGGUCUGGGAGGGUAUGUUUUGGGCAGGAGGGAUAUGACCCCGCAGAUUUUAUCCUUCCCAGGGCAGCCUCGGGGAGCGUAUGGUGGAGUGAUGGGCUUCGGGGCAAACUGGGUUCCAGGAAUGGAGGCGGCAAGAGGGGCACCCGGGACAGGGGGUCCCUCCUUGGCAUUGAGGGUGGGUGAGUUCCUUCGUCUACGUCUUGCCCAGGUCACGUUUGACCCCUCGCAGCCACCGUACGACUCUGUGCAGGUGUACGGCCUGGAAGGGACAGGGUCCAGGGCCGGAUCCCUGAGCUCGCUAGAGAGCGAAGGGGAGAAGGAUACAGAGAAGGAAGAUUGGGGAGCAGGGCUGGAAGAGUGGGGUCCCCAGUUCCACAAAUUAGCCCAACUCUUCAAAGACAGGGAGAAAGAGAGGGAAGAUAAGGAAAAAAUUGAGGAAGGUGCCAAAAAGGAGAAGGAAACGGCAGAGGAGCCCAAGAAGAAAGAGAAAAAAGAGGGAGGAGAUCAGGCUGGAGAAGACUGAGAGAGGAUGAAAAUGACACAGAUAGGGGUAAAGGGGUAAGAGAGGAAGGCAGGGAAUAGGAGGAUGAUGAAAAGGCAACUAGAGCUAGAAUAAUGCGAAGAGAAGUUAAAGGGGAGAAAGAUGAAGAGGCAAAGUAAUAAAAAGAGACAGAGAAAAAUGAGCCUAGGGAGGAUGGAGAAUGCGAAGGCAGGGGAGGGAGUGAUUGAUGUAAUUUAAAGCAAUAAGUGUUGAAACGCUGAUAUGGUUGAGCACAGAUACUGAGACAAUGCAGAGGCUGCUUCUGCUCGGGGCAGCAACAAUUUGUUAAACGCUUUGGACAAAGAAAAACAACCCAAACAUCCAAGACUCGAUUUAAUUCAGCGCUCACGUAUGGAAUAAGAAACAGCAGGAAACAAGGCGGAAGGCGUCUCUCGUUCUUGUGUGUUGACCUGAUCUUCAUGUCAGCGUGUGUUCGUAUGUGAGAGGAUGUGUGAGCACAAAAAGGCAUAUAUGAACUUGUAUGUGCGUGUGUGCGUGUUUGCAUAUUUAACAGAGACAGAGCAAAACAGUCAGGGAGGAAUCACAAUACCCAGAGACAACAUAAAGACGACAUUAAUGCUAUGUGCCGCAUAAGCUGCGGCAUUAGUUUUUCGGGACAAGUGUGCAAGAACAAACAUUAAACAUGGAAGUUCAGGAAGUAGGAUAACACACGGGGGAAUAAAACUGAUGUUUGACUAGAAAGAGAAUGGGACGACGAGGAUGUAUAGAAAGAGAAACGGUCUUGGAAGUGAGACGAUUGUACAGAAACUGUUUUUUAUUCCAUCUGCAGUGGCAGAAAAGUGAAUUAUUCAGCUUGCUACUCCAUUCCAAAUGAAAAUGAUGAAUCAUUUAAAUCCUGCAAAAGAUUCUCCCUCCUCUCAGCCCACAAGGAAAAGACAUUGUGAAAAAUUUAAAUGAUUUAGGGAUGUGAUCCCCCCCCUCGCCCCCUCCCCUCGUCGCUCUCAUCCCCCCCAGCUUUUUGUAGUCGAGUGUUGGUAUGUUUACAAAGACCCACUCACACACACACAGACACACACACACACACAAAAGAACUGAUUAGUGCCACAAGGCUUUGAUUGUACUACAGUAAAAUUAUAAAAGCCAAACCAUCCACAAAUAUUCUAUUUACUAUAUGGAGCAAUGAUGACUCUAUUAUCGAUCGGCUUAAAUGUUUUUAUGGAAGAGUUCAGCUAUUUUUUAUUCCCAACUCCCCUCUUUUCCUAAUAGUCUCUCUUGACACACCUUAAGGACAAAGUAUGCAUGAUAUUUGAAAACAACAAAGCGGCAAUCAAUUCCCACUCUGUACACUCAUAGUGCCCAAAUGAAAAUUUUCCACACAUCUGUAAUGAAAUUGUAGGGGAACAACGCCACAGAGACUCCCGCAGCAGGCUUUUUGUUCUUGUUAAAGGUCAGGAUGCAAAUGAGCUGGAGUUUUCAGCUGGAAUGCACUUUUAUACUGUGUGAUGUUCAAUAAUAGAUAAUGAAUAAUGUCAAAGACUACAGUUGUUUUAUAAGAUGUCAAUUAAACGCAAAGAUACAAAUGUUUGACUGUAUGUAAAAGCAUUUCAAAUGUAAAUACCACUGAAUAUUAUUGCUAAAAAGAGAGUAUAUAAAAUGAAAAAUGAGUUUAAAAAAAAACAAAAAAAAAACCAGAACUUAGAUGUCCAAAUGGAGCACUGUCGGGACUAUCUGUAUGUACUGUAGAUUAGAAAUGGAUUUACUGAGCUGGACUUUAACAGCCUCCUGGACUGAAAACAACACCAUGUAUUCAACAUCUGUGUUUGGGUUUGUUGUGUGGUAGCUCUUCGUCUGAGAUGGACAAGCCAAGGAUUCAAUUAUACAUGUGGCCUCUGGCGGAAGUUUGUUGUGGAAAAUUUUAGUUACAGACGAGCCUGUGAGCUCACCUGUCCUAGUGAACAACCAAUUUGAUGAAAAUCAAAUGGAGUGGGGAGAAAUUCCCCUAUAAGGCAUACAAAGCAAACAAAAAUAUAGAUAUUUUCCCAAAAAUCUGGAUUAUUAUUGUGCAAAAGUAGAACAAAAAUGGAAUUUGUAAUGGGUUUUGUAUUGCCUGAGAGACAUGGAGGUUUUAUAGAUGGUUGCUUCUCUUUAGAAAUACAAUAAACUCGACAUCAAGGAAAAGUGACUUCUUUCAUCUUUCAUGCAUUUCAGGCAAUGCAGUUAAAAUACCAAAUAAUAUUGCUUUUUUGUUGGCCUUAGCAAAUACUCUAAUUUUGCAGAAUAGUAAUUGAACCUUCAAAUUUAUUGACUUUUCCUGAAAAACUAAUUUCUUUGAGUCCAGAGAGGAUUUUUUGCCACAUAUCUUAGCUUGAAUGUGGACGUCUUUGGUGCGCCAUCGCAGAAAUGUCACUGUUCUGUUCUCACUGGUCCACUGUAACGUUUACUCACAAGUCAAGUCAAGCUGCCAGCUUCGUUAGUGUCCACCAGCUUGGUCCACCAUAAUCUUGUCGUCAUGGUUCUACUGUCAACACUUAUUCAAUCAGGAAGUCGGGCUGCUUUCACUCAAUAAAAUGAAACCCAUUCACACCUCUGUACUCUGUACCUGAGCCACAGAUUUGCCCACACAGUGCCACUGUGCAAACCGGACGGUAUCAGGACCAAUGUACAAAAACUGCACAAUAACUGGAGAGGAGCGGAGGCGGUGCAGAACCUCAGGGAGGACUGAGCUAUGAUCAGUUUUGGCUAAUUAACAAUAUCUCAACUCUCUACAUUUGAACAAAUCUUUUUUCAGUUAUGUAACGUUGAUUAAAAAUUCUGAAGGCUGUUAGACACUUAAGGGAUGAUUCUGGUUUAUUACAAAGUGGAGCGUCUUUGAAUCAUUUCUGCCGUACUUUGUAUCAGUAAUAAUAACACUAUAGGCAGCGAGUUAAUUGUUGAGAUCUGGAAGUAAAUGAAAUUGCUAAAAGAAGUCUAGUGGGGCAACAACUUACUUGGAAAAAUGUAAAUUCAGCUAUUGCAUCAAAGUAAUUUUUGCUUUUCAGUAUCCCAUUGAGUUUUAAACAUUAUUGAAUUAAUCAAAUGAAAAAUCAUCUCCAGUGAUGAUCAUGUGGAAUGUGUCAGUUGCAUCUUCCUCUUCUGUGUACCCAGGUUUCCCAAGAGAAUCUGAAGCAAACUUUUGAAAUGUUUCGAAAAAUUAAACAAAACAAAACAAAUGCAUUAGGCCUGUUUUCAUUGAUCACUUUGUAAUGAAAAUAAAUUUAAAAAAUAGGCUGUCUAGUGUCAUCAGAAGGUGUCAGUAUAGGCUGCAUUAUGCAUGGCUGUAAUAAACAGAGUAGAAGAAGCCAGAAACAAAACCAAUGACAGCCCCAAUGCUCAUGCUACCACACUAUGUAAUACCCAAGAAAAAGAUUUACAUUUAGUCCCAAUGCAUAAUGUAUCAAAUGCCCCAAAUACCAGGAUGUCCAUGUACAUUCUCUCUCAUUUUGCUGUAUGCAAGCUAAGCAUGCUUUUCUGGCCUUUCUGACACACAAUCCUCUGUGCAGCAUGAGAUAUAUCACAUACAUCAAGCAAUAAGCCUGAGAUGUCGAAAGUGCACAAACAGCUUAUUUCACACUGCAGACUGUUGCAGAUCUAGAAGCAAGAUGGUCAAAGCCAAAGGCAGGAUUUAAGACGUAAUGGUGUAUUCCAACUGCAUCUUACUGCGUGCGAUAGUACAUACGUUGUAAAGGCACCUGUGGCACGUACUGAGAGGAAAAUGAAAAUAAUACAAUUUGAAAACCUUGUAGAAGAAGAAACAAAAUAAAGGUUUGCCAUUUUUCUUUCGUGUCAUUUGGUAUUGGCCAUGUUUCAUGCUCUCCAGCAAAUAAGACAAUGGAAGAAAGCAGAAACUAUCAUUCGUGUGAGUUGAAUGUUCACCAGAAGUUAUUUCAAAAAGGUGUUUUGAUCACCCAUUAUGCAUAGUAACUCUUUUUUCAAACAACCAUCUUAAGCCAGUGUACAAUUUUCUUGUGAAAUUGGGGAUGUUUUUUUUAAACUUGCCAUUUCCAUGCAAAUUUCUAAUGUAAUACUUUCAGUGUGAUUAUGGAAACAUAGCUAGUCUGAGUGAACCCCAUGAAGAGGAUCAAGCUUUUGUCUUCUUCAUAGUCCAGCGAUGUGCUUCUGCCAGUAGUACGUGUUCAUUAUUUGUUAGCUAGCUAGCUGCGCUCUGGAUGUUUUCCCAGUUGCUAAACAGUUUCAUGUGCAAUAUCACUUCCGCUGGGUUGGGGGAUGCCUGACCCUGAUUUGCAUGUAGCUCGGGGGCCAAAACAGAUUGUAAUCAGAUGUUAGUGUAAAUGAGAGAGGAUUAAAUGAAAAGGUGCAAAUGAGGCUGUAGGGGGUGUUCCCAUUUGGUUUUACAUGUCUUUUGAUCUUGCCCUAUUUGACUUUGUUGCUGCAAUGUUUCCAUGUUCUCAGCAAUUAGUCUGGUGCGUACAAUGAACUAAUAGAAAUGAUGUUCAAAGCUACAAUUGUAAGACUCAAGUUGUAACAAACCAGGAUUUUCCUUAAAAAAAUGUGCUGAAUUUCACUGGUACACUUUAAAUGACUGCUGAAGAAUAAGCAUUGUUGAGAGCACAAAUGUGUUGCUUUGCCAAUACACCAUCUGUGCAAUGUUUUCCUUUACAUUUAUGUAUAAUGUGCCAACUUUACUCAACACAUGCACACGCACACUGUAACAAUCCCCACUUUUAUUACAGUAUUGACAAUUCUUGGGCAGCCAUUGCAAAAGCAAUUAGCAUGGUAUACCAACAAGUGACCUUUCUCGCCAUUCUAAUUAUAUGGUUUAUUCCACAGUCUUGAUUGGCUCCAGGUGUCUCAUCUUUGCUGAUUCAAAGCUUUGGCUGAUUGGUCAAAAUCAAAGUGAUAAUUCUCCUGAUUUGUCUUAUUUCAGAGUUCUGGAGUGCUGUGCCGACUAAACCACUUGACAGAGCUGAUUAUCCCACCUCCUGAGCCCGGCAAAUUGGUUCAAUCAAAAGCGUGAUUAGUUGAAUCAGUUGUUUUAAAUAGAAUAAAAGCCUGCAGUCUCUGCAGCACUCCACAGAUCUUUCUCAGUCUUUCAGCUAGCUUCGAUGCACCGACUGAUGAAAGUGGUCGACCAGUUGCGAAGUCCUCUAUAGAAAAUAGCUGCAUACUGAGCACAGUGAAGCCCCACUCGAAUGACAAGAGCAGCUCUCUAACUAUCCAGACAUAUAGUGACUGCAUAUGUAGCGUAAAGGUCGUGACCUCUGCUCCUCAUCUUGACCCUCAACAGGUAGAUCCCCUAUUGGUUCUGCACCUCCUCCCCUCGGUGACUUCAUUGCUCCUGCACGAUGUUGAUACAAUUCCACAGUUGCGUGCUGAACAAAGUGUAUUUAUUUCUGUUGUACUUUUUCUUUUUGUAAAUUUGAAUAAAAAAGGAACUAUUUCAAAGCGA